UACAGUAUCUAAUCUAACAUUCAAUUCCUCCUCGAGUUGACGGUGACGCUAAGCACCUGUUUGAUACCGGGCAAAAACGCUUAGUAUUAAUAUCAUAACCCUUGCUUCUCCCGUUCUCUUCAGUAUCUGCUUGACGACACUCAACUAGUACUGCUACUCGUUUUUCAAGCAUGGUACCUAUUGGACCGUCCCCCGUGUCGCAGGCAGCCUCUUCCUCGUCUUCGACACUAUGGGCAACAGCCUCAAAGGAGUGGGUGAUCCCAGCUAAACCCAAACCAGGGCGAAAGCCCAAGAAGGAGACCUCUGCAGGCCCUCCAGCCCCGCAAGAUGACGAGGACUCGGAGUCCGCAGGUAGGCGUGUUCAAAACAGAGCCGCCCAACGCGCAUUUCGCGAGCGCAAGCAGUCCCAGCUUGCUGAGCUACAAGCUCGUCUUCAUUCUUACGAACAGGGAGAGAUAGAGCGUAAUGUCGCACUCCAAAAUAUCGCGAAGAAAAUGAAGGAUGAGAACGAGGAACUCCGAAAGGAGAACCAGAUGUUGAAAGACAAAAUCGCUCAUCUCGAGUGGGAAGCAGAGUCGAAUGAAGUAGACAGAAAGAGGAACAGGGAGAAUGUCGCGGUCGUAUCACCUAGCAUGUCCCCCGAGCGAUCUAUUCGCAACAGCAACAAGCGCGCGAAGAUGGAUGCUGAGGCAACGGAUUCACCGCAGGGCCUUCAUUUUGCCUCCUAUAGCCCUCCAUCUUCUUCAAUGGCUUCCUCGCCUGAUGACGGAACCACCCCCAGCUUCUCCCCAGCAGGCCACGAAAGCCACUCGCGACUUUUUCACACACCCCCGCCAUCUCUCACACACAUGCUCAACUAUCCCUCAUCAGAGCCUGCUCCAGCUCUGGAUAUACAAGAUCCGACGGAUUCUUUCCGAUGUGUAUUGUGUAGUCCAGACGUUCCUUGCGUUUGCAGGGAAAUGGCUAUGCAGCAAGCCGCCACUGACACCGAUUUAAGCCACAUAUCACUCAAACCAGAACAUGAUCAUCCUGCAAUGAUGUCUCCUAUGGACCAAUCCGCGCAGCUUGGGGCAUCUUCAUCUUCGCAAAUGAACAUUCUCGAGAACCUUCCAGCAUACCAAGCGCCUGUCCCAAUACGUCGACGAACAGGUCAGAGCGCAAACCCAGUCUUCUCUGUGACUCCGAUUUCGGUCCCAUCGUCAUCCGCCAAAUGCUCAGGUGACCCUUCUAAUUGCAUGGCAUGUGCAGACGACGCUUUCGGCAAGGCGUUCUGCCAGGCAAUUGGGCACUCCGUCAAUUCGACAUCACCAUGCAUCGACUGCCCCGUAAGAACGAACCAAUCAGACAAGAUUGUCGUUGGUGGUUGCUGUGGUGACAUCACGAAGUGUGGGUCUUGUGGCAUAGCGCCCAUCAUUUCGUCCACGAAUCUUCCUCGCACUGAAACGGCGAUACCGACCGACGAUGCUUGGCGCCAGCUCAAGUCCCAUCCAAAUGUCGCAUUCGCAGAUCUUUCACUAUUGGCCGAAGUGGUUGCUCGCAGAUCUAAAUGCACAGGCUCACGGGUGGUAAUAUCACCGGCGCCAGGAUCCAUUACGCCAGAACGUAGCACAUCCAUGGCAGGACCUUCUCAUCAGGGUGGAUCCAUGACUCUAGAUCAUCUAUCUGUGCUGUUGACGGAUCCACAUGAGCGCUACCAUCAACAGCAAAAACAGCGGUCCUCGCCACCACGGCUUGUUCCGCAGGAGGUGUUGAUUGAAUGCGGACGUCGAAGAAUGCGGGAAGUGAAUGCAGAUGGUGUCAGAGAAGCGCUCCGACUACUAGAUUCUAAGUUUGCACAUGCUCGAUAAGUCAUCUCAGCCUUACGGAUAUUCUGUAUGUAGUAUGUAU
This is a messenger RNA of Suillus paluster, 1887 nucleotides long. RefSeq lists its product as uncharacterized. Gene Ontology annotation, cellular component: nucleus; RNA polymerase II transcription regulator complex. The record is from RefSeq and is a predicted model, not a curated record. The transcript is spliced from 4 exons. NCBI's taxonomy places the organism in Eukaryota, Fungi, Basidiomycota, Agaricomycetes, Boletales, Suillaceae. Gene Ontology annotation, molecular function: transcription cis-regulatory region binding; DNA-binding transcription activator activity, RNA polymerase II-specific. The coding region runs from base 171 to 1847 and encodes 558 amino acids.